AUGCUCAAUGCGCUGUCGCCCUCCGAUCUUUGGACCCACGGCAUGUCGCCGUCAACUGCUGCCUCGCUCUUUGAAGGUCUGCAGGCUCGCUCAGCACUGGCGGGACUCAGGGCACCACCCGCUACUUCAGCCGUCAGCUCGCCCAUGGCGCCCCCCGACCCAUCUCCAUGCCCGCAAGGCCACUCCAACGGAGCGCACGCGCUCACGACACCUGCUUCACUGCAGCGAGGCAAAAGGUGCCGAUCACCGGGCGCUCAGAGGCCCGGCGCAAGCAAGCGUCGCGCCGGCCAGUCAGGCGACGCCGUCGGUGGCGGUGCAUGUCACUUCGCGCCCACCGGGCUCGAUGCUCCUCACGAUGCGUCCGACAGCGACAAGACUCGCACCAGUCAGGGAGAAGGUGCGGGACAGGACGAGCAUGGACAGGAUGAACCUGCAGACAGGAGCAGAGCCUCGAGCGACACCAGCGGGCGCGGCGGCGGCGGCGGCGGCGAUGGUACCGACGGUGCAGACAACGAGACCCCUUCGGGUGACAGUCACAGGUCCUCGCCGGUCGAAGACAGUCCAGAUGCAGACGACGACGAGGACGAAGACGAAGAGGACGACGUGGACGACGACGAUGAGGGAGAAGACGACGACGACGACGACGACGACGACGACGACGAGUCACCGUUCAAGUUCCUGCAAAACUUCGACCCGUCGCUCUUUGCCACAAACCUCGAUGCGCUGAUUCCACCAGCACAGCCAUUGACCGAAUCGACAGCCCACCCAGACGCCCGGCGCGAGGGUCACGCCGCCCCUUCUGCGGCGGCGACUGACCAGGAGUUCUACAGCAACAUGAUCCAGGUCCUCACCCACCUGCUCGGAAGCUCCGACCAUGGCUUGUGGCAGGCUGGCGCGCACACUCCGGCCUCGAUCAUGGGCACAUCUCCGGCCGCCUUCGCCCAAAGCAGCCCCGCCACCCAUGCCACGCCCUCGAUCACCGCCAACCGCAACAGCCUGCUUGUGCCAUCUAGCAACAAGGGUCUGACCGGUCCCGCUCGCGGACAUCGCUCGGGGGGCCAGGCCGCUGGAGUUCCAGACCUGCAGCCUCUAAUCAGCGCCAUCAUUUCGAAGCUCAGCGGUAGCCAGAGCAGCCCUCGGCGGCCUGUCGGCGAGCAAGACCUCACCGACCUGCUGCAGUCUCUCAUGUCGCAGCAGCAACGCCUCCAGGAGGCGCAGAUGCAAUCGGGUCAGGUCGGAGCGCAAGACCAGACCCGCGACGGGCUGCACAACGGAUCCAACUUGCAGCGAACUGUCGACCCCGAGUCGCUGCAACUGCAGGCCCAAGAAGGCCAGCGGCACCGCCAGGCCGGUCACUCUGCUCAGAUUCAUCCUGACCAGGAAGAGCAGCAAGGGCAGCAAGAGCAGCAGCAGCAGCACCACGUCCAAGCUCCAACGCACUCAUCUGGCUCCGGUACCGCAGCAUCCCUCUCGGUCCCAGGGUCCGGGGGCUAUCCAGGCGGACAGGCCUCGACAGGACCCGCGCUUGGCUUUGCCGACCUCGUCUUCGAAGAAGAGGACGAGGACGAUCCCGACUUCAACCCGGACCUCAAUCCGGACCUGCCGAUGCCGUCGGCCUGGUCCCUGGCGGUUCAGGACGUGGUCAGCUCAAAGUCGUCCAAGGCCGCGGCCCUCGCGGCGGCGGCAUCCGCCCGACCCAGCCCUGCUGGCGCAGAGCACACACCCGCUCAAGAGGUGACGGCAAACGCAGACGCUCAGCGCCAACGCACCAUUGCACGCGCCACGGAGCGUCAGCGGCCGCUGCAAGCCACCUCGGCAUCCAUCCCAGAGAAGCAGCCGACUCGAGCGUUGGCCACAGCGCCUAGCGGCAAUGUCCGGACAGACAUUGAGGGUCAACGCGAGCCGCAGCACAACACGAGUCACACGGCCAGCCGCGGUCUGGCGAUGCCGCGGGACGAUCAGGUCCGAGCUCAAGUCUUGAGCGGCUCCAGGCUCGAGGUCGAGGCCGACUCGCCCAUGCAGAUGAGCAUCCAAGAGCUGGCCGGUGCUCAUCGGCACAGCGAGCCAGCGACCUCAGCAACACAACCGGCAGCCGUCGCCGCCACCCCUUCCAGGGAUGGUGCGCCCGAGUCCGGUCACGAUGCAACCGAGGAGGCAUCGCCGAGCGCGGAAAUCAAGCGGGGCCGCAAGCGGUUGUUCACCGACGAGGAGAGGCGGCUCCGUAAGCUCGAGCGCCAGGCUGAGUAUGCCAGGGCCAGGCGGGCUCGGCUGCGCGAAGAGCGCAAAGCCGAGCAGGGCAGCGCCACGCCGGGAGCUUCAUCGGGACGGGCGGCGUCGGGCAGGAUGAGUACCCAGGAAGCACUUGAGCUCAGGGCAGAAGUCAGCAUGCUGCGCAGCGAGAUGGAAAAGCUGAGGGAAGAGAACGCCAGACUACGGGCAUGUCAGGAGAGGAUCGAGCUCGAGCGACACCAGCCCCGAUCCGGCCCUUCGAGGCAUAUCUAUCGCGAGGAUCAAGCCAGACUCAGCCAUCGUCACGACGGACUCGCGCGAGGCCAGCGGAUCGGGCGCCACCGCGAUGCGUCGUUCGAUCGCGAAGGGGUUCCGCCGGGCGGCUACGCAGGCGCCUCGAGAGCAUCCAAGUUGAGACCACCCGACGGCCUGACCGCCCUUGACUCCGUGCCAUUCGAUGGGCCUGACGACGCAAGCUUCGCCGACAGCAUGAGCGACUACGAAGACGACGACGACGAGGGCGACGACGUCUGGUCCGGCUACGACGCAGCCCCGGCCGCAAGCUUGAGGGCGCGCGCUUCCGAGCGCGGGAGGCGGCGGGACGGCUUCGACGGCGCGGCAUCGACGCAGCGGCGAUACGUGCGCGUUUUCGACGAGGGAGUCGACGGGGUGGCUGCGUCGGCACACAGCCUCUACCUUUCUCGGGACGACGCUGUGGGCGCAGAAGCCAGACGCCAACGCGCGAUGAUGACGGCCUCUGGCGUCGACGCGCGACCGGGGCCGCACCGAGUCGCGCAACACUUCGGCCGCCACGACGCCUCCGCCGACACGUCGUUGGACUCGGCCGGCUCAGCUGUGGCGGCGGGACUGUCCGGUGCCAGGUCCGCUGGCCGUUCGAGCGGCGCACGUCGUCGGCCGCGGAUGAGCAUCGACGACUACGACGGCGGUGGCCACAGAGCCGCGACGCGUCACUACCGAGCCUGA
Molecule: messenger RNA, 3213 nt
Organism: Pseudozyma flocculosa PF-1
Lineage: Eukaryota; Fungi; Basidiomycota; Ustilaginomycetes; Ustilaginales; Ustilaginaceae
Exons: 2
Coding region: 1-3213 (1070 amino acids)
Source: RefSeq, a predicted model, not a curated record